Sinocyclocheilus grahami is the source of this 1018-nucleotide messenger RNA. RefSeq names its product succinate dehydrogenase complex, subunit B, iron sulfur (Ip) (gene sdhb). Gene Ontology annotation, cellular component: mitochondrial membrane. Gene Ontology annotation, molecular function: electron transfer activity; oxidoreductase activity; 2 iron, 2 sulfur cluster binding. The record is from RefSeq and is a predicted model, not a curated record. Bases 1 to 804 code for a protein of 267 amino acids. Gene Ontology annotation, biological process: tricarboxylic acid cycle; respiratory electron transport chain; aerobic respiration. Lineage: Eukaryota; Metazoa; Chordata; Actinopteri; Cypriniformes; Cyprinidae. The transcript has 7 exons.
AUGUGUUUCGUCUGUGUUCUGAUUGGUCAGGCGGUGCGGUUCGUGCAGACGGCGUCCGCGGUUCAGCCCAGAAUCAAGAGCUUCCAGAUCUACCGCUGGGACCCGGACCGCGCCGGAGACAAGCCUCGCAUGCAGACGUACGAGAUCGACCUGAACACCUGCGGGCCGAUGGUUCUGGACGCGCUCAUCAAGAUCAAGAACGAGAUGGACGGCACACUGACCUUCAGACGCUCCUGCAGAGAGGGAAUCUGCGGGUCUUGCGCGAUGAAUAUCAACGGUGGAAACACUCUGGCGUGUCUGAACAAGAUCGACACUAACACCAGCAAGGUGUCGAAGAUCUACCCGCUGCCGCACAUGUAUGUGGUCAAAGACCUGGUGCCGGACAUGAGCAACUUCUACGCUCAGUACAAGUCCAUCGAGCCGUACCUGAAGAAGAAGGACGAGUCCAGACAGGGACAGCAGCAGUACCUGCAGAGCGUGGAGGACCGGCAGAAACUGGACGGUCUGUACGAGUGUAUCCUCUGUGCCUGCUGCAGCACCAGCUGUCCGAGCUACUGGUGGAACGGAGACAAGUAUCUGGGUCCAGCCGUCCUCAUGCAGGCGUACCGCUGGAUGAUCGACUCUCGUGAUGAUUACACCGAGGAGAGGCUCUCCAAGCUCCAGGACCCCUUCUCUCUGUACCGCUGCCACACCAUCAUGAACUGCACCAGAACCUGCCCGAAGGGUUUGAAUCCAGGCUUAGCCAUCGCCGAGAUCAAGAAGAUGAUGGCCAGCUACAAAGAGAAGACGACGGCGUCGGCAUGAACCACAUCAGUCCUGCAAUAUUAUUGUGUUUCUGCCCAUCACUCCAUACAGACACGUGUUCGUUGUUUCAGAGUUUAAGCUUGUAGAGCACCAUGUGCUGUCUUCACUGAUUUCUGUUCUACAGACACCAUCGAGCGUUUGAUGGACGCUCUCCUCGAGUCUCACUAAGAGUCUUCCUCCUGCUAAAAUAAUAAUAAAGUGAUUAUAACAUCGA